This is a messenger RNA of Trachymyrmex septentrionalis, 1881 nucleotides long. RefSeq lists its product as uncharacterized. The record is from RefSeq and is a predicted model, not a curated record. The coding region runs from base 332 to 1828 and encodes 498 amino acids. NCBI's taxonomy places the organism in Eukaryota, Metazoa, Arthropoda, Insecta, Hymenoptera, Formicidae. The transcript has 11 exons.
GUCUUAUGACAGCGAUUAUGAUAUAAGAACUUUACCUUUGCGGAAGCUCCCGGAUUUUCUGCACCGUAUAUAAUUAUCUGUGCGUGUAUUUGUAUCAUGAGAUCGUUAAUCAUUAUAUUAUAUCGCGUGUCUACCAUGUCGCCGAUGUCCCCGUGCAGAAAGGAAGCCCGAAAGCCAAGCCCAUGCAAACCAACAGAAAAGAUAUGCGAUUAAUGCAGUACUUCUCUCCAACUCGCCGAAGAUACUUCAAUUGCUCCGAAAUCGAAUUUCUCGCUUUUCCCACAAAGAAAAUUAACGUUCUGUGACUGUGAUCGGCGCUUUAACUUCAAAGAUGUUGCACCAUAAAAGGGGUGGAGCAAAGGCAACAAGAAGAAUGGCGAAAAAAGUGGCACCAGCAGCAUUACAGACGGAAGUUCUUAAUGACGAGGAAUGGAUGAAAGUAUUAAAACGGAAAGGCUUAGUAGUAGUGGACGUGUACUCGGAUUGGAGUGGUCCUUGCACAGGUAUGGUGAGUAUUCUGAAGAAGAUAAAAAUGGAGAUCGGAGGCGACGCAUUGAGUUACGCAAUGGCAAGUUGUGAUCAUGUUACCGACUUGAAGCGGUUUCAAGGAAAAAGUGAACCUACGUGGAUGUUUAUUCAUGAAGGCCGAAUGAUAAAUUUAAUGUUCGGAGCGCAUUGCCCGCAAUUUGUAAAAAUACUGAUGACCGAGCUCGAAAGAAUUCAAAAAGGUGACGAGCAUGAAUUUUUGAUAGAUGUUUUUGAGAAAAGUCCGGAAGAAAUAGUUCGAUUGAAAAUCCAGGAGGAGGCGAAAAUAGCCAAGGAAACAGCAAGGAAAUCUCGAAAAGUUGCUGAAGCUAAGGCAAGAUAUGAGGCAGAAAUGUUGCAUCUGAUCACGUCGUUAUGCAACGAGACUUGCCUACUGUUGUUUCCCUGGAUAUUCAAGGAUGAAGAGGGACGUAGAAGAGAUAAGAGAACGAGUCCUCCAUAUGUAGAAUUAAUCGAGGAAUUGCUACCAGAGAACUACAUGGUGGAACAAGAACUACGUAAACGAAUGAACGCGGAUCUGCUCCAGCAAAUGCUUCAUGAAUCCACAUACAGCUUUACAGAAACUAGCAAACAAUUGCUCUUUGAUGGUAAAUGUAUGUUUAUGCGAUUGAAGAUUGUUGAAGGAAAAAAGCAACUUGACGUUCAUAAUCACCUGUGCAAUAUCUUAUUCAAUGAAUUGACAGUACCGGAAUCGGAAGACAAUUUAAAUGAAGAUUGCUACGCCGGAAAACAUCGUCCAGCUUUUGAAGUUCCUGAGGAAAAUAAAAAGUUUCCUUUUAUUUGGACACCUCCGAAUCCCAGAAAUAAGGCUAUCGUUUUUCGUACAAUAUUCACUGUUUAUACUAAUACAAUGUAUCCGUACGAAGAUAAGAUAGCUAAAGUACCAAUAACCGUCUUCAAAUAUGAUUAUACGCGUAAAAAUGAUUUAAAAAUGGUGCUGGAAAUGUUCGAUGAUGAUGUCAUCAAUUUUGGUAUAUUUGAAUAUGAUAAACCACCUGAGGCUAAGAUGAUUGCCAAAACUAUAGAGGCGUUUGAGAUGAGUACAGAAGAAAAAACGGGUUACGAAAUAUUUGUCUGUACCGUAAAAAAAGUCGGUUGUGAAGCAUUUUUGGGCUUCGCUGGAAUCGGACCUUUUCAUGUAAGUGAAAAUUUGGAGAAGGCUGUUGAAGAAUCGAAAUUAUAUUUCCCAGACAUUGUUGCUGUAGAAGAAUCGCAAUCGGACGACGAGGAAAAAUCCGAGGAAUUAAUAGAAGAGUAUCAAGAUGAUACGACGACAAUGUAAUUAUUUAACAAAAUUGAAGGAUUCUUCCUAUACAAAAUAAAUAACAAUAAAUA